AAGAAGAGCGAGGAGGAGAAAGAAGUACCUCUUGACUUUUGAUCAACAAAUACUCUUGUUUCAACAAAGAUUAUCAAGUUAUUUUCCAAGAAUGGAUGAUAAUGUUGGGAGUGCUGGUGCUGCAGAUGAUGAUGGCUGCAUCAAAGAGCAAGACCGGUUAUUGCCAAUAGCCAACGUUGGGCGGAUCAUGAAGCAGACUUUGCCUCCAAAUGCAAAAAUCUCCAAGGAAGCCAAGGAAACUAUGCAAGAAUGUGUUUCUGAGUUCAUUAGCUUUGUCACUAGUGAAGCAUCUGAGAAGUGCAAAAAGGAAAGGCGCAAGACUGUGAAUGGAGACGAUAUCUGCUGGGCUAUGGGAACUCUGGGAUUUGAUGAUUAUACCGGGCCACUUAGAAGAUACUUGCAAAGGUAUAGAGAGAUUGAAGGAGACAGAGUAAAUCAAGAGAAGGCAAGCAAUAGCAAUACUGAAGACAAGGAGGAACAAUCUUCUUAUGGAACUAACCAGCAAAGAAAUCAAGCUGUAGAUCCAACUCUAUCCAGGUUUAACUUCAUAGACAGGAGUAAUAGCUCCAGUUCAAGGCCAUUCAAUUGAGGAUUUUGAGUAGGUUCGACACCAACACAGUGAUCUCUAGCUUUAACCAUGAUUUAUAUACUUUUGAACAAGAUCAAUUAUAUGGCCUAUUUGCAAUUUUGAAUUGGUACUUCGAUUCCAUGUACCUGGUAUCUUCCUGUCAUAGAUUUAGGCGUUUUGCCAUGAACUCCCAUAUUUAUGUAGCUAAAAAUUCAAUCCCAGCUUGUGUUUAGGAAUUAGGUGUGGAAAAGUUUCAAGCUUCUGAUAAAAUAUUAAUGAUUUC
Rubroshorea leprosula is the source of this 851-nucleotide messenger RNA. The record is from the annotation of a GenBank genome assembly. Lineage: Eukaryota; Viridiplantae; Streptophyta; Magnoliopsida; Malvales; Dipterocarpaceae.